CCAAAUUUACAUUUUGCACCCCCGAGAUUUUUUUCAUGUGAACCGUCCAAAGUGGUCGUCAUUCGUGCGUGUAUAUAUAAAACUCCAAAGAGUUAGAGCUCACUUAUUGUACUUCACACGGGAAAUCUCCAGAGCUUGAUCGGAAAACUCACCGGAGUUCGUGGAUCAAUAAAAAGUUUGGGGGAGUGAAUCUGAAGCCAACGACUUUUAGCAGAUCCGAUUUUGCGUUUUAUAGAAAGAGAAGAGAGGAAGAUUCAGUCUUUUCCUUUUUCAUCAAUUUUGGGAUUUCUGAAAGCUUUUUGGAUCUGAGAAAUGGUGGUGAAAGUAGCUUCGACCUGUUUGCAAUGGUCGCAGCCCAUUGUUCCCCACUCUACACCUUCCUCUCAGACCCGAGCCUCGGCCAUUUCGACUCCGUCAUCUAAUAGGCGGAGCCGCGGCGGUGGCGACGGCGGAGCUUUGUUGUGUAUGUACUUUCAGAAGCUAAACCGGUCGGCUCUGUUCGGGACGCCGUCGACUAGGCUACGCCGGUCGCAGUCUUGUGAGUCUCCGAAGCCACCGAGGAGUCGAGCCAUCCGCCGCGGCUUCAGUGCCAGCCUGGACGCCUUUUCCGACGAGGAAUUCUCUAGGAAGAUUCAGGAAUUGGCUCUCAGGUUCCAGCUCUCCGACGACGACGGUAACGCCGUUAGUUCUGACUCAUCCGAAGCCGCUUCAGAAACUCACGGCGUUAGAGACGGGGAGGAUUUCGGUGUUUUGAGCGAGGAGUCGUCUAGGAUGAGGUUUCUACAGAGCAACAGUCGGUUCCCGCACGAUUUGGAGCCUCCGUGGCCGUCGGAUUGGCACGAGAUUGUCCCCGAGGCGAGCAUCGAACGAAAGGCCAACAGCGUCGACCUCCCUCUGUCGCUUCGAAUGAUUAAGAGGAAGCUGCAAUGGCAGCAGGAUGUCUACUUCAGAGACGUCGGCGAAUCGGCCUACUGCUCUAUGAGGAGGGCCUUUUCUUCCAUGGUGUUCAUCAUCCGAGAGCUCCACAGCUCCUGUCUACAGAUGCGAGAGGCCUUGUUUUACGAAGAUUUACGGGGAAUUCUGGGCCGAGUUCAGAAAGAGAUGCAGGCUUCUUUCGUGUGGCUGUUUCAGCAAGUCUUCUCUCAAACGCCCACGCUAAUGGUUUACGUGAUGAUCUUACUCGCGAAUUUCACCGUCUACUCGGUAGGCCACAACGCCGCCAUUGCAGCCCCUCCGCCUGCUUACGCAGCCGCGACAGAAGCAGUUUCCAUGUCGACGGAUGUUCAAGAUGACCAAAGCACCACCCAAUUUGAUUCCUCGACGAGUAAAUCUUACAGAGUUUCUUCAUCCUCCGGUGGGAAGACGACUUCCAUUGGAGGAGGCAGCGGCGGAGGGGGGAAUGUCCGCCCCGUAGGGAGCGGCACUGAAGGGGACGGAGGGUUUGACGGUUCUGAUCAGUACCGAACAAUUGUCCCCGACGGUGCUUACCAUUUGUCUAUGGGGACAACAGGGCAAGAGAGCAGAGAAGAGGAGAUGGCUCUGUGGAAUUCAGUAGUGGAAGAAGCACAUCAAAUGCAAGGAAGAGAUGAGUCUCUAGACCAAGAAACGAUCCAGAGAUUCGUAUCACCCGUCAACGUAGAAAUGGAAAGUGAUGAUUACGCAGAGUACUUGAGAACGGAGAUGUUCUACCAAUCGGAAUUGUCCAAAGAACCCAGCAAUUCUCUCCUCCUCUCCAACUACGCUCAGUUCCUCCACCAAGUUGCUCAUGACAAUGAUAGAGCUGAAGUGUACUUCAAGAGGGCAGUAGGGGUGGAGCCGGCGGACGCGGAGGCCUACAAUAAGUACGCCACCUUCCUAUGGAGGGCGAGAAACGACUUGUGGGCGGCGGAGGAGACCUACUUGGAAGCCAUUAACGCCGAUCCCAGCAACUGUUACUAUGCAGCUAAUUACGCUCAUUUCCUCUGGAACACGGGCGGCGAGGACACGUGUUUCCCUCUCGGCGACGCCACGGAAGAAGCUUAGCUGAAUAAAAUGCACGCGGAAAAUGAAAGAUAUAAUAAACCUAAUAGACUAGGGAACAAGCCACCGUCUUCCCUUUGCUUUCCCAUCUCCCUGGAAUUGGGUUUGUAUAUUCUCAAAAAACAAAUAUAUAAAAAAUAAAAGGAGAGAAAUAGAAGGGUCAUUUAGUAUUUUCAUCCUGAAAUCAUGGGCGGCGGAAGUGGUGGCGUUGGGAAGCUAGCGGAGGAGGAUGCACGUGACAGAGAAUGGGACGUAUGGAGAUGGUUUUGGCUUCUGAGAGACUGUCGUUAUUAAUUAUUAUUUUUGGUUUACAGAAAAACACAUGGCAAAGUGUAAUUAGCUGCUGUAAUUAUGUGCCCAUCUUUAAAUUAGUACAAAAACAAUCGAAAAGAUUUAAUAUAAAAUUUUCUCAUAAAGCACGUGUUUCUCGUGCAUUUUUGCUUUCUA
Argentina anserina (silverweed cinquefoil) is the source of this 2466-nucleotide messenger RNA. RefSeq lists its product as uncharacterized. The coding region runs from base 313 to 2022 and encodes 569 amino acids. The transcript is spliced from 3 exons. The record is from RefSeq and is a predicted model, not a curated record. Gene Ontology annotation, molecular function: protein binding. NCBI's taxonomy places the organism in Eukaryota, Viridiplantae, Streptophyta, Magnoliopsida, Rosales, Rosaceae.